This is a messenger RNA of Vitis riparia (riverbank grape), 949 nucleotides long. RefSeq lists its product as uncharacterized. The transcript has 2 exons. NCBI's taxonomy places the organism in Eukaryota, Viridiplantae, Streptophyta, Magnoliopsida, Vitales, Vitaceae. The coding region runs from base 55 to 576 and encodes 173 amino acids. The record is from RefSeq and is a predicted model, not a curated record.
AAAGAGGGUGGGGGUCUGGGGUAGAAUUUAUUAGUCUUUUCCAUGUUGUUUUGAAUGCCCAUGGCAUGUUUAGACAUGUACAACUCCGAGCACAAAGGUCUUUGCGCUCCAAUGAGCCCCAGAAUCUCUUUCUCCAAUGAUUUUGUUGAGUCCCAGCAGAUGAUCAAGCACGAAAGGAGCUCCAGGGAGGCUCCAGUGUCUUCAGACUUUGAAUUCUCUGUGACCAACUACUCCAUGAUGAGUGCUGAUGAGCUUUUCUUCAAGGGUAGGUUGCUGCCUUUUAAGGACAAUUGCACCAAUCACUCGCAGAAGACGACCCUCAGAGAGGAGCUUCUUGUGGUUGACGAGGAGGAAGUUUCACGCCGGCCGCCCAAGGGCUCCACCAGAUGGAAGGGGCUUCUGGGUCUCAAGAGAACCCACAUUGGCUCCAAGAAAACUGAUAAGACUGAUGGGCCCAUGGUGGAAGGCAAGAGGUCUGUUUUGGUUCAUGAAGAGGCUCAUGUUGGCAAGACCUCGACACAGGAAAUGUUGAAUGAUGGAGGGUCAAGUUGCAGAGACGUUGAGUUUAGGACAUAAUGAUGCCAUUAUGGAUGGUGAUGGAUUUGUAGAGGGUGGUGGGCAUUUUUUCGGAAGUGAGGAUGGAUUCUUCUAAUUUUUAGCGGAGGUUUGGAUAAAAAAAAUUUAGAGGCCAUGCUGAUUUGUAUUAGCUGCUUGAUUUCAACUUUGAUUCAUCUUUCUGAUGUUGGUUUAGAGUCUCACUGCUCUUCUUUGUUUCCCUUUUGGAUCUCCUAGUAGUCGGAUGUUUGGCUGUUUUCUGUACAAAAUGUUUGCAGUUGAAAGAGCCUCUGUUUGAUGUUUAGCACUAAUAUUCCCUUCUUCGAUCAUGCUGCUUAAUUUGUAUCUUUUAUUAUUAUUAUUGACUGAGACCUCUCAUUCUUUCAAGAGGUGA